Molecule: messenger RNA, 210 nt
Organism: Knipowitschia caucasica
Lineage: Eukaryota; Metazoa; Chordata; Actinopteri; Gobiiformes; Gobiidae
Source: the annotation of a GenBank genome assembly
AUGAAUUGGAGGGGGGUCAACGGCAAGACUGCCCUGGCCACCCUGCAUUUGCGCAAGGUUGUCGUCGGUGCUGUGCGUAAAAACCCGAUUAUAGGGUUUACAACCGAGGCAGAGGUGGAGGACAAGAUUAAAAGAUGGCUCCAACUGAGUGCAGACAGGGAGGGGGGUAGAAAGAGAAGGCUGCUUGCUAAGGAGGGAUUAGGGCUGUAA